AUGCCGGCACCAUUUCAUGCCAGCCAAGUAUUUGCUUUUCUUCGUCGAAAUUAUCGAGUUUCACGAAAUACUCGAGCUCUUUGGCAAUUUCAACAGAUAGCAGCGUCUUCAUUGAACCCAGUUCGCAUUCCAACAUCAGAAGAAAUUACACAAUCAUCCGAUGAAAUAGUUCUUGUAUCGGCUUUAGACGAACAUGGCAAACCCAUACCAGCAUCAUCAAAUAUUGUGUGCAAUAGUGCAACACGUUUUUCUUAUUUCACAACACGUUAUAAAUUUGCAUUCAUUCUUGAUAUGACCGAUUCGUGUGCUUCAGUCUCUAUCGAUGGUGGUCAUAUCUAUUUAGAAUCACUAACAAAUUGUCUAUGUAUACUUUUAUAUUCUCUUGCUCAAACAUUUACACUACCCGGUUGUGAAUUAAAAUUUCAACCCGAAAUAGACAUAUCUGUUUAUGUUUAUUUUCCAUUACAUCGUACACCAAGUCAUCAAGUCUUAAUUCAUGGAUAUCGAUUAACUUGGGCGACAUUAAAAAUUGUCUGUGAUGAAAUAGCAAGUAAUCUAAAAGCAGCUAUUGAACUUCUACAUAAUGUUAUGAGUAUUAGUCAACCAUUUACUGCGCAUUCAACAUCAUCUACAGUCGAUUCAGAUGAUAAUAUAAAUUUACAUCUAAAUGCAAUCUAUGCAAAUAGUGAAUCGUCAUGUGCCAUCAUAAAUAUGCUUAGCUAUGGUAUAACAGCUCUACAGUUAAUGCCAGAAGAAUCAACAUCAGUAUUAGUUAUUAUCACUGACGGCAUACUUGAUGUACCGAAUUUACCUGCAUUUGAGGUUGUUAUGAGACAAAUACGAGCACGUAUAAUAAGUUGUUCAUUUGUUCAAAUCGGUUCAAAUAAUAGUCGGCAUCAAUUAACGAAAAAUAGAGUUUUGAAUGCACCUAUCGCUAGUCUCGGCCAUGUACCAAAUGAAGAGCUACUAAAAUUUAUUAGUUUAUCAACAUUUGGUUCAUUUAUAUAUUUUGAUGUUGAUCAUAUUAGUGGAGAAUCAACAUUAUUAACACGUUUAUUUUGUCAAGAAGAAGAAUUAAUAAAUGUUUGUAAGCGAUUUCAAGAGUUUCAAAAUGAACUCUUAUCUUGGGGUUUUCAUAAAGCUGUCGAUGAAAAUAGUGUAUCAUCAAUAAAAAAAAUUACGAAUGGGUCAUUAAAUAUUGAAGUUGAAAAUAAUCGAAAUAAUAAACUGAAAGCAACUUGUUUACCAAUAGCAUGUAAAUUAGUCAAUCAAACAGUUCUUCAAACAUCAUUGGAUAAUGUUCUUUCGUUGCGUCUGCGUGAAGGUUACACAGUUCGACAUGUUCAAAUACAAAAAGAUGAAAUCGAAGUUCAUCUUGUUUUACCAUGGCGUUAUGAUAUUCAAAUUUACUAUAUAGCUCGAUCUGUUUGGCCUAUUGAAAAAAGUGUUCGGACCGAUAUACGAGUUUAUAAAGAAGCACCAAUUUAUUUUCUUCAAGACAUAAAUCAAUUAUCAUAUAGUCAAACGCCAAAAGCUGCAAACAUGAUGCGAAAUAAUCUCAUUCGACGAUAUAAUGAUGUUAUUCAAACUGUCUCAGUCACUGAUCGACACCUAACAUUAAUUAAUACGUUUGCUCGAAAUUCAUCUUAUUAUAAUAUAACGGAAGCAAUAAAACGUGGAAAAACUAUUUUUUAUUUAUCUCAAAAUGAUUUACAACAAACAUUAUUGCUCGUCAAAGAUCCCGAACUUCAAGACUUUGCUGACUUUUGGCGUCCCAUCGUUAUUCUUGAUGGAUCAUUAUGGCAACGUUUCAUGUACACGCAUCAUUUAACAAUUAUUUUAGUCAAUGAUCCUCUAUCAAAUGCAUUAUUUCUUCUGAAUAAUCAUUUAUCACAAUCGCAUAAUAAUCACAUACAAUCAACAGUUUCAUGUCGCAUAGCAAAAAAUGACUUUGAAGCAUUUCUAUCGGAAUAUUUUUCAUUUGUUCUUCUUGAUGGCCAAGCGUAUAUUAAAUUUCUUUUUCAUAGUAGUGGUGGCACAGUGCCAUAUAGUUUUAUGUUAUUACGCGUUAUGGGACAACCACCAUUACUCUAUCUUAAAUUUGCUUUUCAAGCUAAAGCAACAACAGUUGAACGACAUAAAAUAAUAGAAGAUUUUCGAUGGAAUCUUAUUCGUCUUCGUCAACGUCCACGUAUGAAAUCUGGAAAUCCUAAUGAAAACAAUCGUAAACAACAAACGUCGACACCAGUUUCAUCGAAUAGCAGUCAACGAUCAAUACCAAUAUCAACAAUUUCAUCGAAUAGCAGUCAACGAUCAAUACCAAUAUCAACAGUUUCAUCGAGUAGCAGUCAACGAUCAAUAUCAAUAUCAACAAAUUCAUCGCAUCAACGAUUCACAUCACCCUGUUGUGUUGUUCUAAAUAAAAAUAUUGAAAGAUUAAUGCUCAAACCCGAUCCAUUUCCUUAUGAAUCGUUGGGUAUACCGAAACCUGAUGAUGAUGAUAGUCAACAAAAAAAUCGAACAGAAUUAGAUUCAAAACGACAGGCACUAUCCAAAUUUUUCUAUAUACGUUCAUUUAUACGUUCAUUCGAAAGUAUAAAACAUUCAUCAAAUAUACCAAAACGUAUAGCAGAUAUUAUUCUUGAUACAAUCAUAAGACGAAGACUUCAAGAAGGCUUUCAUUUUGUGGCCACACAUAAUAAUAUUCAUAAUCUCGUUCUUGAAGUUAAAAUGAAUACACCAAAAGAAGAACAUUCACCAGAUAUAUGUCGAUUAAACUCUGAUAUUAGUUUCUAUCCUGAUGAUAGAGCACGAACAUGUCUUGUACAAUAUAGAAUUUAUCCGGUGGAAUAUGUUCGGUCAAAGAAUACUCCAUCACGUGAUAAUAACUCAGCGUCAUUACGGCGUUCAUCAAGCAUUCAUAGUGAUCAACCGACCUGCUACUAUUUUCUAACUCAAUGUUGGGUUGAACCACAAGAUGGUUUUGUUGAUACUAAUUGUCCUGAACUUGAAUUUCUCAAUCAAUGUACUUACAAACAAAUUGUCGAUAAGAUCGGCGAAGUUGAUCGAGAAUGCUUCAAUACACUUGUUUCAUUUUAUUUUGUUAAAUACUUACCGGAGCGAAGUACAUUUUUACCAAGAGUUAUAUCACGUGCGCCACGAGCUUUAACAUCGGAUAUAAUUCGCGUACCAUUUAUUCAAGAUACAAUAAAUCUGAUACGUCGUUCAUCUCAAACACAUUUUGAUUUUUCUGCUUUCAUUGAUGAUUAUUAUAAGAUAAAAUAUGAUUAUAUCAAUAGUAAUGGUACACUUACAUCACCAAGUCUUAAUUCAACAUUACUUAGUGUACUUCGUGAACGUCUUUGCUCGAAAACAUACGAAAGUAAACCACAAUUAUUUUCCGAAUGUAAUGAUAAUAGUAAUUUAUUCACACGUAACUUGAUUACACGUUCGUAUCAUUCGAUAAAUUCUCGUUUACCUGUUGGUUUACAAAGUUUAAAAUCAAAUCCAUAUUUACUCUAUUUACUUAACUAUCAUCAACAACAAACAACGAAGCUAUUAACUGAUCUCGAACGUUUUCUUAUUGAUAUGUUGUUUCCUCAUUGGGAUUUUCUUGUUUGUGCUGAUAAUGAUGAAUAUGUCUAUAUGAUAUUAUUACCAAAAACUGAACGUGAUUUACUUUUAUUGAAUACAGAUUUAACUACACUUAUGCACGAUCUUAUUGCUUAUUAUUCAUUUAAUCAUAUUGAUAAUAAAGUGCCGAUCUAUGAAGAUUGCCGUUGUGUAAUGGAAGGUUUAUUCGAUGAUAUUGAACAUUUAAUCGGUAUUGAUUCGCCACAUUCACCGCCUUCAAAUGAAAAAUUACAAAAUAAACUAAACGACGAAUAUGCGGGUAGACAUCACCAACGACGACGUCAACGCCGAGAUACAUUUACUUCGGGUGAUUCAGCUGCACCUCAUAGUACACAUUUAGGAUCCAACAGUAGUAAAAGUACAAUAUCUACAUCACCGAUUCCUAUAAGUCAUCAGCUGAAUCAACAUUUAAACCAUUCAUCGUCACAGCCGACACCUCUUGGCUACCGUCGUAUCUAUUCUCCAUUGACCAUUGAUACAAGUAGCAUAUCACAUGCUGAACAUAGCAUGCGUCGUUAUUCUGCAUCAGCUGUUGUGUCGCCACCUGUUCAUAAUCAUAAUCAUGGAGGUACACCUUCAGUUAAUGUUAUUCCACCGACACCACGCGAAGUCUUAUUGAAUGAUAUGUUGAAAAAAUUUCCUGAUCAUCAAUGGCAUAUUCCAAUAUAUUUAUAUGGCUGCAAUAAAUUACGUUUAGCAUCAUCAUUACUUCUAUCAAAUGAAUUACAAUUAAGGAAUUUUUAUUCGGAUACUUAUGUUGAUUAUACUAAAGAUGAUAUUGAUUAUUCCACUAUAACAUCUACGACAACGGCACCAACAUCGCAAACUUUAAAGCCUCGAAAACGCGAUAAUUCUCGUCGACAUGAUGAUGAAUCAUUAAUCCCUCAAGAAAAACUAGUUCAAGACAUGCGAGAUUCAAUUGAUUAUGCAAUUGCAACUGCAUUUUAUAAAAAUUGUUUACUUGAUUUAACAACAAAUAGUUCUGAUGUUGAAUAUGCAUUAAAUACAAUCUAUCGGGACCACUAUGAAGAGAUUGAGUUGACACCGUUUCUUAAAGCAAUGUGUGCACAUUUAUCAAAUAAUGAACUAAAUUCAAUUGAAUUCGAUUCAGUUUGUGAACCAACAACAAGACAUAUUAAUUCUUAUUUAAAUGACAAAUUUAUUGGAAUAAUUAGUAAAUUUUUUCAUCGUGUGGCACCGGAUUCGGAUUAUUUUUACUUUUUUACUGAUGAAGACGGCUUUCGACAGACUCGAAAUUCCGCUGAAUCAGAAGAUCGUCUAUCGAAUAAUCAUAAUAACCAUAAUAAUAAUAAUAAUAAUAAUAACAACAAUGAGUUACAAUCAGCAUCGGGACCGUAUAAAUUUGAUGAUACAAACGUAUAUGAUCAUGAAACUGAUGAUGAUGAUGAUGAUCGAGAUAGUAAUCAAACUGUUCAUGUACAUGAUAAUAAUGAUGAUGAAGAUCCCGAAUUACAAUUAGCAACACAUCGUCGUCGUUCAGAUCUAUCAUCAAGUUCACUAUCAAAUCGUUCGAGAGAAUUAUCUGUCCGAGGUGAAAUCUUACCUUUGUUUAUUUGUUUUGCUUCUGAACUAGAUUCAAAGGUGAAUCCUCUCUAUGAACCAGUUAGAACCAUUCCACUUUGUAUAAGCGGUUUAAUGUCUAAGACAAAGGAGAGAAAAAUCGAUUAUGAUAAUCUACGUAUUUUAUUCGAUUUCAUUUGUUUAACAUUCGAACGUGAAGACGCCGAUGCACAAGGUGCCAACAGUGUUGUUACCACGAAUACACCAACAUUUAGUAAUUCAUUUUUAUCAACAAAACGGCUUCAAGAAUUCAACGCUAUCGACGCAAUUGAAAAUGCCAGUACUUGUACGGGUACAACAAUGGGCAUAGAAAUCGAAUGGCUUUUACGUGACGAGCAACUUUCAACAUAUUUUAGUCGGCGUACACUGGAUAGAAAAUUAAUUGAAAAUGUUAUUGAACAUGUUCAAAGUUCAGUUAAUAUUCAAAAAUCAAAUUGUCUUUGCCGUUCAAUUGAUCUUAUGUUUGUACUUGGUAUUGAUAAGUCGCGCGAUCCAUUUAUUGAAGAUUUAAAAAAUAUUCGUAUUCGAAAUAAAUAUGGUCUAACGAAAUGUGGAAUAUAUUUCGUUCUACUUAAACGAAAUGAUGAAACUAUAUUAGAUAUGUUUCCGAAACGUAACAAAAUUCUAUCGGUGACAUCGAACGAUGAUCAAUCUUCAUCCAACAUGGAAGAAAGUUCAAUUUCAGAAAGUUCAAUCGGGGAUGAUGAUGAUGAAAAAAAAUCUAGCGAAGAUGAACUCGAUGAUUAUAUAAAACCAUCAUUUUGGCUUUUUGUUGAACAAAGACAGAAACCUUCAACUGAAGUUGACUUACUUGAAGUUAAAUUUUAUCUCUAUUGCGGUUCAUCGUCUGAUGCAACACAAAAUUCAAUUGAACCUCAAGCUAUACUAGAAGAAUUAAUGAAUGAAUUCAAUCGAUUAUGUCGUAGAAUCAAUCAGAAAUUGUUACUAAGUGAUUUAGCAGCCAAUGGAUUAUGUAAUUCACUAUUGGUACCACCUGGUGAAACUGAUGAGAUAAGUAUCGAAACUGAUGCACCCAUUUUAACAGCUAAUUUAAAAAUAACACCUGGCACAUUUGCUUGCGAUGAAUUAUGGAGACAUUCGUUUCCGCUGCACCUUCGUCUUCGACCACAUCUACAGACAAUGUCAAGUUACAAAUCAUCAUCUGGCUAUCAUCCAGGCUCACUCAUACGUGAAUUAACAACAACUUUUAAUUCGUUUGCUGUACAUAAUAGAAAAAAUUUGUUUGUUUAUCGUGGUGAACCAAACAACUAUUAUAUGAGAUUUCGAGAAGAUACUCUUCCACCAUCGACAUCUAGUUACGUUGAUGACUCUUUAGUACUCAGUGAAAGUGCUAAUGCAUAUGGUCCACCACCAUCACCACAAAUACAUCAUCAAAAUAGUGCACCAUUAAAUAGCAAUUUGAAAAAUCGUCAACGACACGAUUCAGGCACGUUUUGUGUUCAUGUAAUGCUCUAUGGAUUAGAAUCUGCCACUACUGAUCCUACAUUUGAAAAUUUGAAGAUUAAUCUUAUUCAAAUGAUUGUUAAUCGAUUAGAAGAAGAAGUUGUUAAAGAACUUGUUAAUGCUUUAUAUCAUUUUGCAAUGACACGUUUAAAUCCUGACGAUGUUACUUUCAUUCGACCUAUUGAAAGCGAGCCAAAACAUGUAUUUGAAUAUAAAAUUUCACCAUACAUCAAUACGAAUGCAUUUUUAUAUUAUUUUCGACGUUAUGUUAAAACAAAUCAAUUUCAUCAACCUCUUCUUCUACCUGUACUUGCUAAAGAUCUUAAAGAAAUAAUUAAAGAUUAUCGUGGGCAAACAUUAAUUGUUUACAAUCGUACUUAUCAUAUGGGAAUUCCUCGGCCAGGUCUUGCAUGGAUUGAAUUACAUGUGUUAAAUCCAACCAACCGUCCGAGUCCUUUAUCAACAGAAGAUUUAUCCGAUGAAUUAACGGUUAAAUCACUUAUUGAUUUAAUUCAUAUUGUCGAACGAAAAUCUCCUUCUUCGUCUCCUUCCGGAAUAGAUGGAGAUAAUUCGUCCGAAAAUAUUCUUCGUUGUCAUGUUUGGACGCGAGGCAGCUCAGGAGAAAUUGAAGCAAGUGCAAUGUCAAGUACACUAUUACAAGCAUUUACAUAUGCAUUAGCUGAUUAUGUGACUGAAUAUAAACUUUUACCAUCACUCUAUAACAAUCAAAGGCACGGAGGGUUCGAACCACCACCAUCACCUCGUUCCAUGGCUACAGUUAGAUUUGCCGAUGAAUCAAAUUUUGUUCUUGAUCGAAAUAUACAAACAUAUGGCGUAGAAACAAUACCAACAACUCCUACACUACAAUCAAGACGUCGCCCAGAAUCAAUGCAAAGUUCUAUGUUAAGUAAUUCAUCAAUGGAUGAACCACAAUCACUCCCAAUUGAACAUGCACAUCGUUUAACAGCAUGGUUUCAACAUUUAAGUCAAAAUUAUCCAAAACUUCCCUCAGUAACAUAUGGUACUUACACAUUGAACAAUCGAAUACUUCUCAUAGAUAUUAUACAACAUUUCACGUCGUGGCUUAAUGAUCAAAAAUUUAUUGCAUAUAAACAUGAAUCAUUACAUGGAAUCGUACUUCGUUGUAACCAAGAACAAACUUUAUAUUUACCAUUGCCCACUAUGGAUCAAAUGCCACCACGUGUUCCUGGUGAAAAAAUUGAUCUGAUCGUAUUAUAUCAAAGUACUAGAUUGGCUAAUGAUGUAAUUGUUGAAAGUAUUGAACCAUCACCUCAACAAGAAUCUGGUGAUGCCAUGGCAUUAGCAAACAGUUCCGAUAUUCUUAAACAAAUAUUUUUAUGCGUCGUUGCAAAUGAUAAAAAGUUAACAAUGAUUUUAUAUAAUGCACCUGAUGAACUGUCGAAAUUAUUAACGAAUUAUUUUUCGAAUUUAAUCAAUUGGACAAAUAAACGGUUAAAUUUUCUCUCGAUACUUGUCGCACAAAAAAUGGGACUUUUUCGUUAUCGAUCAUUUCACAAUGAUCAACAAUCCGAUUAUAAUCGUCAUCAUUCACCACAUGGAUCAGUGACACAUAAACAUUCUGUAAAAACCGAUCAUGUCGAUCUUGAACAAUUAAUUAAAGAAACUAUACCACCAAAAACAAAAAAUAUUUAUACAUCAUGGAAUAUUGACUUACUCUAUUGUAAUUUAGUUGGUGCCUAUCCACCAUUAUCGAGUGAUUCAAGUCAAGAUCUUAUUCAACGACAUGGAACACAAUUACUUCAACUUAGAGAAAAUAAAAAGAUUCAUAUGGACCGAUGUACCAGACUCGAAGAAAUAUGUUCGAAUUGGCUACUUCGACCAAAACUAUUAAUUGCAGAUGAUGUAUUAAUACAAAUGAAACAUCGUUCACGAUUAUUAGCUUUAUCAGUUACACCAAUACUUUUCUCUCGACAUGCUCGACAAUUUUUUCAAAAUAAUUCAACAUUGCGUACAAACAAUGCACUGUGUUUGGAUGCGUCCUCAGCUCCAUCAUCAGCAACAUUUGAACUUUUAUCGGUUUAUCGAAUGGCAAACAAACGAAAAUCUGUUGCCAUUCCUGUCGAUUUUGCUCUACGCCGAUCUGGGCAAUCGAUUGAUGAGAAUGAUUAUCAAAUCACUCAAAAUCAAUUAGCACGUUUCGAUACAAGUCGUUUGAAUAAUAUCGAACCACUCUAUAUUCAAAUAACAUCAUUAUUUAUCGAACAAUUUUCUAAUCAUCUACAAACAACUUACAAGUAUAAUCCAAUAAGUACAAAAUUGAAUUCUCGAAAAGUCGCUCAUCCAUCGCAUGUUCAAACACCAAUUGAAUGCAAUUUUCAUCGUUCGGAUCAUAAUAAACGUGUAACUUUGCUAGCUGAAUUAUCAUCAGUAAAUAAUGUUCAAAUCGUGAUACGUUUUCUUCAAUAUGAUAUUGUUAAAAUACCUAAUAGUAAUCAAUCUGCAUCCACAAUUCAUUUUCGACCAAUUCCAAGUGAUUCCAAUCAGACACUUGAACAGAUAGAACUUGAUGCGUUUGCUUAUGAUUUUCAUCUCCAAACAAUAAUUCGCUAUCAAACAAAUCUAAGUGAUGCACAAAUGUUUCCAACGGAUUUUUCGGUUAUUUCAUUUUUGCAAGAUUUCAUUGAAUACUAUCCAACUCCACCGAUUGGAUCGAAAACAGCAUUAUUUCGAACUGUUAUUCAUCAUCAAAUUGAUAUUACUAAACGUUCGGCUGAUGCUUAUUUAUUCAAAUAUGUACUUGAACAUGCAGCAACAUAUAAUAUUCAAAUAACAAAAAGAAAUUCAGAUGAAUAUCUAUUCGAUUGUGAACAGAAAGAUAUCUAUUGGAUGGCUGCCCGAACAACUCCGUCGUCAUCUUCUGAAUUAACAGUUGUCCUGUAUAUUAUCUAUACAAAAUUAAUCGCAAGACAACCGAAUGCAUCCAAUGUAGUUGUACCAUCUUUAAACAAAAUACCGCUACCUUCAGCAAGUAAUCUUCGUGUAACAAACAGUUUAAACAAGAAUGGAAAUAAUAAUCAACCGAGAGAACGAGCUUCAACGAUAUUGCCACCAUCUGGUAAAAACAAUCUUGUUAUACCGGUUCGAUCAAAUUCGUUUGGUUCCGAACAGAACGUCGGCAUUAAUAUACCCGUAGAACAAAAUGUUGGAUUUUUCAAAGCAAAAUUAAUAUCUAUAUUAACUAAAGCAUCAUUAUCACAUCGCCGUGAAAGUUUAUGGGAACGAUUAAUUGCUUCUCGAACUGACAAUGCUAUACCUACACGUCAAGAAAUAAUGCCAAUACAAAUGAAUGAAUUUCAAUCAUUAAUAGAUUCUUGUGUUGGCGAUGAAAUAAUUGAAUUAAAAACUGUGACUACAUUAUUACAACGUGUAUUUUCUAAUAAAGAGCAAGUCGAUCGAUUGAAUCGAUUUUUACGUUCAAGAUAUGGUUCACAAUUUCAUCCAUUUAAUUCAUCAUCAAUUCACUAUCUAGUCAUCUUUCAAUAUAAAGCUCCACAACAGUGCGAUGUAUUUCUUGUUCUUGUCUAUCGAUCGGAUCAAAAUACACUAAAAUCCUAUUUAGUCAAACAUCGAAAUAAUAUCGAUUGUGCAUCAUUUGUUCAAACAUUUACACAGAGAAUUACCUAUUUUCUUUGGGAAUGUUUGACAUAG
Molecule: messenger RNA, 10368 nt
Organism: Rotaria socialis
Lineage: Eukaryota; Metazoa; Rotifera; Eurotatoria; Philodinida; Philodinidae
Source: the annotation of a GenBank genome assembly